Messenger RNA from Rangifer tarandus platyrhynchus (Svalbard reindeer), 438 nucleotides. NCBI's taxonomy places the organism in Eukaryota, Metazoa, Chordata, Mammalia, Artiodactyla, Cervidae. The record is from the annotation of a GenBank genome assembly.
AUGUUCUCCCUCUGGUGGGUGGCCCUGACCAGUGGCUGGCAGAGUGGCCUCCACGGAGGAAGCAAAGCCACAGCAGAAGCAGCGACGUGGGAAGGACUGGCCCUGCGCACCCAAGGUUCCGAUCCCGCCAGGCCUCCCGGCCGCCUGUGUGUCCUGGGCCGGUCGGCCGGCCAGAUCUGUUGCGUCGGCCCCUUUGUGAGCGCCUGUCCAGCAUGGGGCCUGCGCUGCACCCUGGGGACAGCGGCCCUGCCCAGAAGCAGGCGGACGCAGGUGGAGCCGCCAGUGCGGGGCGGACGGUGUGCCGUGGGCUUUCAGCGGGAGCUGCCGGACACGUGGGCGCCCUUCGGGGCAGACACAGGGAGAGGCGUCUGGUCGGUGGGCCGGGGAAGCCCACUCCCUACAGUGUGGGGGGCGGGCCUGCAUGGCCGAGACCUGUGA